Molecule: messenger RNA, 480 nt
Organism: Brugia malayi
Lineage: Eukaryota; Metazoa; Nematoda; Chromadorea; Rhabditida; Onchocercidae
Gene: Bma-cisd-3.2
Product: RE40412p, putative
Exons: 4
Coding region: 1-480 (159 amino acids)
Cellular component (GO): intracellular membrane-bounded organelle
Molecular function (GO): 2 iron, 2 sulfur cluster binding
Source: RefSeq, a predicted model, not a curated record
AUGUUCAAGAAUACAUUCGAUAAAAUGACGAACAUCCGAGACAUCCAUCGUAUUUGUAAAAUUCUAUCGCGUGCAAUAAGUAGUGUGAAAUUGUUGAAUCCUUCUGCCGCUUUGUAUCCUGAAAUAGGCAUAUGUUUGGAGAACAAACCAAUAAGAAUGAAGCUGAGAAAAGGCGAACAAUAUUCCUGGUGUUCAUGUGGUCUGUCCGGAAAACAGCCGUGGUGUGAUGGCAGCCAUACUGCAGAAGGAAUCACAACACUGAAACCCGUGCGUUUCGAAGUUGAAAAAGAUGGAGAAUACAGCCUUUGCGUAUGCAAAGCAACAAAAAACCGUCCAUUGUGUGACGGUAGCCAUGUUAAGGUACAAAAACGACGAUAUACAGAUCCACCUCAAUAUUGUGCAUAUGCCGAAUCACCUGUUUAUGAAGGAGUAGCCAAUAAGCUCGGGUAUAAACCGAAAGAAGGACGUUGGCAUUUUUGA